AUGGGUAAGGCGGCAGCAACGGCGGAGACAAUGACGAAGAAGCGGAAGAAAAAGGGACGGCCUUCGCUUCUCGACCUCCAAAAGCGAGCUCUCAAGCAAGAAUUGCAGCAGCAGCUGCAGCAGAAGAAUCCUCCGCCCAAGAAUCGCAAUCAAAACCCUGCUCGCCAAAACCCUAAUUCCCUCCUCAAUUCCCGCCGAUCUGCCCGCCGGAACCCUCAAUCUGGCGGCGAAGAUGACUACGGAGAUGGCGAUGACGACGAAGACGAUGAUGAGAGGAAGGAGAAGAAGCACAAGCUUCUGCUCGGCCUGAAUUCCCAGCAGCAGCAAUCGAAUCCCCUUUUCCGUUCGAAUUCCUCUGCCUCUAAUUCUUACGGGUCGGGUUCCGAUAAUCCCGAGGCGGCUGCGUUGGCCAUCGUCAAGCACCGCCAGAUCGGAGGUGUCCGCCUCGGAUCUGAUGAAACGGGUGAAAAGUUUUGGAAAGCGACGGACACUCUUCAUGGGUUAUCAGGGGAGGAGCCUGGUCCCACGACGACACCUUUGCCAGACAAAAAGUUGUUGGUCUUCAUUCUUGACAGACUUCAAAAAAAGGAUACCUAUGGAGUUUUCUCCGACCCUGUGGAUACAGAGGAGCUUCCUGAUUAUCUUGAUAUCAUUGACCAUCCCAUGGAUUUUUCUACGGUUAGGAAGAAGCUAGAUGGCGGGGAGUACUCCAACUUGGAACAAUUUGAGGGAGAUAUUUUCCUUAUUUGUUCAAACGCAAUGCAGUAUAAUUCUUCCGAUACCGUUUACUAUCGACAGGCACGCUCCAUACAAGAGCUAGCUAAGAAGGACUUUGAAAAUCUGAGACAAGACAGUGAUGACGGUGAACCGGAAGAACCCAAAGUGGAGAAAGUCGUGAGGAGGGGCAGGCCACCAGGGAAGUCAAAAAAGUCACUCGAGAAGCCUCCACUUGACCGCUUGGCAAUCGAGUUCUCGUCUGAUGCAACACUCGCCACCGGAGGCGAUAACUCUAUCGGGUCGAAUGGUUAUAAUCUCAGGAAAACGACGUUGUUCAAGCAACCUUCUGAUGCAGUUUUGAGAAUCACUAAUGGGCCUCACAAUGGGGAAACGAACGCUUCGCAACCCGAAUGGGAAAAUGAGUUUCCAGCUUCUGUGGUGAGGGCUGUGAUGAAACAUUCAAAGAAAACAUUAGUAGAUGAGAACAGGCGUGAUACAUAUAAUCCUCCUUCAGCUUCCUCCGCACACGAGCCAUCAAUCUUGAAUUCAUUAGAUGGAGAAUUGAAGCAACUAGUCGCGGUUGGGCUAAGCGCGGAGUAUGGUUAUGCAAGAAGCCUGGCUCGAUUUGCAGCUGGCCUUGGUCCAACAGCAUGGGCAGUAGCUUCUAAAAAGAUUCAGCACGUAUUGCCUACGGGAGUCGAAUUUGGUCCUGGAUGGGUAGGAGAAAACGAUGUGGUCCAGAGUGGCCGUGUUUUAUCCAAUGAUACUGCGUCCGAUGAUCCAUCUAACAGUCAUCAAACCCUCUCAACAGGCAUAAGUACGACCCCGACUGUAAACAUGCAUCAGACAUGGAACAGAGAAGAUACAGCAGUGAGAAAUGGUGCCGUUGGACCAUCAACUCCGUUCAACGACUGCAUUACUCCUACCAUGAAGCCUAUGGCACCGCCGCUAGCUCAACAGCAAAUUCGAGGUGUUGCCUCUUCAUUCGACUGCAGUACUUCUCAGGUUGGUGUGCUUCCAACGACACCCUACCGGCCAUUUGGUGUGGUUCCGAGUUCGUACACAAGUUUCGGUCAAAUACAGCAGGGGCAUGCUUUCGAUCCGAACAAGGGCAAGCCAGGAACUUUCAGCUCGGGUACGUCAUCAGCUCCUGGCAGCAGUAUACCAACAACCACGACAGGGUUUGCUGGGAGAACCGCGGGGUCUCAGGGACUACCGCCAGCACCGCUGUACCAUAAUGAGCAGGAGCUCUUCCAGUUCCCUACAGACCUAAACGUCGGUUUCUUGUCGCCAGGUUCGCCCAAUUCGUCUGGGGUUGUUCCGAUUGGUUCUCCACAGCAGCCAGACUUAGCAUUGCAGCUUUGA
This is a messenger RNA of Linum trigynum, 2082 nucleotides long. The record is from the annotation of a GenBank genome assembly. Lineage: Eukaryota; Viridiplantae; Streptophyta; Magnoliopsida; Malpighiales; Linaceae.